Alternaria incomplexa is the source of this 2763-nucleotide messenger RNA. RefSeq lists its product as uncharacterized. Lineage: Eukaryota; Fungi; Ascomycota; Dothideomycetes; Pleosporales; Pleosporaceae. The record is from RefSeq and is a predicted model, not a curated record. The transcript is spliced from 4 exons. The coding region runs from base 1 to 2763 and encodes 920 amino acids.
AUGGCGGCCAACAACCUACGAAGCGUUUACCAGCAAUACAAGCACGAUACGGAUGUCGUGGCAUCAUGGCUCGCGUCUACAGCCAAGUCAUUUGGCUACAACAAGCCCCUCGAACCGCCUGCUCCUACGGAACAGAAGACGCAAAGACUCAAAGGCAAAGCCAGAAAAGCCGGCAAUACUACGCAGAUUGGAUCAAACAAGCAGACGUCCAAGCCGAAAUACACCCUUGCUAUCAAGGACUUCGUACCUUUGUCUGCUCACAUUGCUAAGGUCAAAGGCACUGUAGAAGUGCCGGACUACUUCAACGUUGCACUUGAUCGAGUGAUAUCGGUUCGAAGUGCUUUCUCGCAUAAGCUGGCAGCUGCCGGCGAAGCUGUCGACAAAUCGUCAGAUGACCGUCACAGCUUUUUUGUCACUGUCCUAGAAAGUGUUCGCGAUGCACUCAAGCCUUUGAUGAGAAACGAUGCUCUCGAUCUCAACAGCAUCAAGAAUGCUACGCCUCGGAGUGAUAAAGACCGAGUCAGACAGACUGGACUUCGCAACAUCUUCGAGGUUUUGGAUGUAUAUGAGCCAUCGGCGGAGUUCUUGGCUGCACCAGACGUGGUACCUCCGCCUAAACCUAUGAAACUGGAUUACACUGCUGAGGUGUUGACCGACUCCGUCAUUGAUGCCUUUAUGGCAAUGACCAUGUUGAUGGACGACCUCUCCCGCCUUCGUGCUGAGAUUGCAGACCUAUGGGGUCGGCACCAUGCGGGAGAACUCGAUUUGGCAACUGUGUCGGUAGCGACCAACACAGCAAUUCAGCUUGCGCACAGCAUGCACGACGAAGUCUAUCCAGUGAUGAAGCAUCUCGUCGAAAGCGUGCCGUUCCAUGAGGUGUACUUUCUGGCUAUAGCUAAAGAAGCUGGUGUUGACCCACAAGCGAAAGGUUGGUUCGGCUGGUGGAACGACUACAACUUCGAAGCCUACGACAUCGCAGACGCCCUGUUCAACAACGCCCGUAAUGGCCUCCUGGUCUACCUUUACAACGAUCUCUCCGCGUCCGGGUCAGUCAUGGACUACAAUGGCAAAUGGGGUCGAUUCGAUGAAAAUGAGGGUCCACCACCCAGAACGAACAAGCAAAAGUAUGCCCGCGAUAAGUCGACGUUGAUGGAAGUGUUCCAAAAUCUUCCCUUGCUACACAAUCAUCCGGGAGCGGUUGAGGAUCAGUUUGUCAUCGCUUUCGAGGCAGCGCGGAAAUCCUAUGCAAGGGAGAAUACGAACAAGCAACCACCAAUCUGGUCGUGCUUUGCAUUCCAGAUAUAUCUCGACAUCAUUUACUGUACCGAGGUUGGUGCGGGCUGGACGCAGAUGCGCAACGAGUUUACUACGCUCCAGAAAUACGUUGAGACAUACCCUAGAGCUUCUUCCGACAUGAAGGAGUUGGUAAAAUCGGUCGAUAAGAUCAUGGAGGUCGAUCCCAUCGCGAUCAUCCGAUCGGCGUUUACUUUUCCCUACAAGGACUAUACCGGAAACUUGGCCUACUUCAUUGGCGAACCCCCCAAAGACUUUGAGGGACAUUGGAAGAACUUUCUCAUGGCUAUUGGUGCUUCAGCAACUAACUGGGCAAGCUCAAAGAGGAAUACGAAGGUCAAGGAGACCAAAGCAAACGCACGUUUGUUGAAGUUCAAGGGUCCAGUAUCGGCCUGGAUGGCUUCGCGUAUUUCAACAAAUGGCGACGAACGACUCAUCACAGCUGAAACAAUUGAAGACGAGAUCAAAGAAGGCGCACGCCAUCAUUCCUCCCUCGCCGCCGUCAUGCCGGCCAUUCAAAGGCAAACCCACGUCAUACAAAAAUUGGCCACUGCUCUCCACGCCGAGGCUCCAGAAAUCACGUUCGAUUACUUCACCAUGCAUGACCUUUGCUGGGAAUUGAUGGAAAGGAUGAAGGAGCAGUUCAGUCCUAUCAUUGCUGCCAAAUCUGGGAAGCAGUGGGAAGCACAUAAGAGCAACCUGCCGUUUGUUGUUGGCUUCGUCUUCUCUACGGCAGCGGGUAAAAAAGAUAUCGAGACGGACGGUGUGCCUUCGGUAGAGCUGUUAAAGAUCGCUGUGCAAGUUACGAAAAAGUUCUUGGAGGAAGGUAAAGGUAAUGUGAUUACCGAGAGAGGACGCCUGGAAGGUCAGUUCGAGUCAGCUGGGACAGAAGAAGUGGAAGUGUGGAAAGCCAAAAAAGACUGGAAGAUGCACAAGAUGCUUUGCAAGUCCUUCGCAGAUCUCGAGCCACGACCUGGUGCAACCUUCUUUCGCGGUCUCCUCUUCCCCGGAGAUGAGCCUUUGCCGCGUUUCGUCUGGGUCGAAUACGGCAACGUCAAGGACUUCGUAUCAAUAUCCUGCGAGCCUUUCCUCGGUCGCAACAUGUUGAAUCACAUAUCACACACCUGGCCCACCCUCAAGCGCAUACCCUCGCACCGGGUCGGUAUCUACUAUCAUGACAACUACAUGAACGAGAACCUGCCCACCACUCCGAGUUUGACCAAAUGGCUGGGCCCAGCUGCAGGCAACUACUUCCGUGGACCUUUUCUAACCCACGGCUACGAGAAUGGCAUUGAGCUUGACGAUGAGUUCAAGUCUGGUGAGGGAGGGCCCUGCGAUCUUGACACGUCGGCUUUGGCUACUCUGUUGGCGUUCUUCCAGGCGCAAGGUACCGUUUAUCUUGAUAGGAAGAGGUUCGGCAAAGGAUUCUCCCAUUCAAAUAUCAUCGAGGUGCGCUCCGAUGCGGACUGA